Messenger RNA from Megalobrama amblycephala (Wuchang bream), 6450 nucleotides. Its product is annotated as gastrula zinc finger protein XlCGF8.2DB-like. The record is from RefSeq and is a predicted model, not a curated record. The transcript is spliced from 4 exons. NCBI's taxonomy places the organism in Eukaryota, Metazoa, Chordata, Actinopteri, Cypriniformes, Xenocyprididae. Gene Ontology annotation, biological process: regulation of DNA-templated transcription. The coding region runs from base 4187 to 5350 and encodes 387 amino acids. Gene Ontology annotation, molecular function: DNA-binding transcription factor activity, RNA polymerase II-specific; RNA polymerase II cis-regulatory region sequence-specific DNA binding.
UGACUUUUUAUUUCGAAGCAUUCUAAAAUUAUUUUACAAUUCUGCUUGGAAAAAACUGCAAAUGCUCUACACUCCAGUCCAGCAGGUGGCGCUAAGACACAAAUAUUUAUUUGACAGCCACCAUUAAACCUCAGAGGAAGAAGAUUCGUUUUCAGCGCGAUCUCUGGUGUUUUGUUGUGGUAGCUGGGUUAAUACAAACUGUUAGGAAUUUACUGUUGGUAUUUUGAGAGAUAAAUAACUUUGAAUCAGGUCAGUAAAUACAUGUAAUAUUCUAUAAUCUUGACUAAGUCUUCAAGGAAUCAGGAACAUCUGGUCAUCUGUAUCAUCUGAUCUGAGAUCUGCUGCUGUGAAGAUGGUGUUUGUUAAAGAGGAGAGUGAGGAGGACAUGAGUGAACCAAAACCCUGGAGGAUAAAACACGAGGAACAAGGAGGUUUGGUGAAAGUGAAAGAGGAAAGAAAAGAUCUGAUUGAAGUGGAGGAGAAACAUCAGCAUCAGAAAGAUCAUGACGUCCCUGGAGAAGAAUCAAUGAGUUGCAGCAUUCAAAAAAAAGAAGUCAAAAAACCUUUCAGCUGCUCUCAGUGUGAGAAAACUUUCACACGUAAAAGCAGCCUUAAGGAUCACAUGAUGACUCAUGCUAGAAUAAAGUCUUUCAGCUGCUCUCAGUGUGGAAAGAGUUUUACACGUAAAGGAAGCCUUAAGAAGCACAUGUUAAUUCAUACCGGAAUAAAGGCUUUUGUCUGCUCUCAGUGUGGAAAGAGUUUUACACUUAAAACACUCCUUACUGAACAUUUAGAAACUCACAGUUCAGUAAAGCCUUUCAGCUGCUCUCAAUGUGGAAACACUUUCACACGUAAACGAAGCCUUAAGAGGCACAUGUUAAUUCAUACCGGAAUAAAGGCUUUUGUCUGCUCUCAGUGUGGAAAGAGUUUUACACUUAAAACACUCCUUACUGAACAUUUAGAAACUCACAGUUCAGUAAAGCCUUUCAGCUGCUCUCAGUGUGGAAAAACUUUCACAUGUAAAGGAAGCCUUAAGAGGCACAUGUUAAUUCAUACCGGAAUAAAGGCUUUCAGCUGCUCUCAGUGUGGAAAGAGUUUCACUCAUAAAACAUACCUUAAUGAACAUUUAGUAACUCACAGUUCAGUAAAGCCUUUCAGCUGCUCUCAGUGUGGAAAAACUUUCACAUGUAAAGGAAGCCUUAAGAGGCACAUGUUAAUUCAUACCGGAAUAAAGCCUUUCAGCUGCUCUCAGUGUGGAAAGAGUUUCGUACAUAAAGAUAACCUUAAAAUUCACAUGUUAAUUCAUACCGGAAUAAAGGCUUUCGUCUGCUCUCAGUGUGGAAAGAGCUUCACACAUAAAGGAAGCCUUGAGAAGCACAUGUUAAUUCAUACCGGACUAAAAGCUUUCAGCUGCUCUCAGUGUGGAAAGAGUUUUACACAUAAAACAACCCUUAAUGAACAUUUAGUAACUCACAGUUCAGUAAAGCCUUUCAGCUGCUCUCAGUGUGGAAACACUUUCACACGUAAAACAAGCCUUGAGACUCACAUUAGAAUUCAUACCGGAAUAAAGCCUUUCAGCUGCUCUCAGUGUGGAAAGAGUUUCACCUGUAAAAGGGGAAUUAACACUCACAUGAGCAUUCACACUGGAGAGACGCCUUAUGCGUGUCAUGUGUGAGAAGAGGUUUGAGUGGAACAUUAAGGCUGAUUGAUACUUCUGCGUCGAGGGUACACCAUAGCUCACAGGCUGUUUGUACCACGCAUAGCCUACGACGUAGCCUGAUGUGCACCUCUUCAAAAAUGUAACAACACGCCAAUUCUAUGUGGAUCUCAAGCGCUGUGAUUGGUCUGCUAGAACCACUCCCUUUGGUCAAAAAACUGGCGCGGAGCACUUUCAACUGCCAUAGGAAUGAAAAAACACUCUGUUUCAGAGGACACAUACAGUCAAGCUGCAACAAAAGUCAUUACCUAUUUGCCGUUUCUUUAUGUAAGCUUCUAUGACAACGUACAUGACGAGCUGCUUCGGCUUUUGUUUUGAUACUCAACAUGACCGCAGACACUGCCUCCUAGUGGUCUGCAUGCACAUCGACGUGGACAACGUCGCAGAAGUAUAAAUGAAAACAGACGCAUAGCCUACGGUGCAGAGGCUCCAGCAUAGGUCCGACGCAGAAGAAUAACUGAAGACUGAAGAGGCACCAGAAAGUUCAUAUAAAGUAAAAGCCUCAUGUCUGUCCUGUUUGUUGAAGGAGGUUUCUAGGGUCGACUCUAAAAAGGCAUGAGCAUGAGAGUGUGAACUUUUAUACCGUGAAUGUGGGAACAUUUUUAAUAGUGCUGUAUGGGUUUUUUUUUUUUUUUUUUUUGGCUGAUAUUUAGGAAACAUGUUAAGUUCAUGUAAUGGAGACCAGCUGGUAGAGAGCUGUGCAGGUAAACCUCGAUCCCCUGACAUCAAAAGGCGCACUAGCGACUGAUUUUAGAGACUAGUAGUCAUUAGCAUCCUUGUUAGCACACCCGCCUCCCAUGCCAGGGACCCGGGUUUGAGUCCCGCUCAGGGGUGCGUUUCCCGAACAACGAUGUAACUCGCUGCUGAACUACCAUAGUAUGAUGCAUCGUUGAACAAAUCAACUAGCUAGUCACGACUGUUUCCUGAAAACGUAUUGUUGCAAACUUGACGUUCAACCACGUUGGUGAAUGACGUCACACAGGUGGUGGAGUAGUAACUUCUUUAAAUGAAUCUGCUUGAGAUCGAAUUAAUGCUAGAAUUUCCGCUAUAAAUUACAGACAUGGCAUUAGAGGCCAAUGUUCAGUUAUUUUGCUUUAUUUCCAGAUUGAAUCAAAUGCUUGUUCUGACAUACUAGAGCUUGUAUGCACAUGAACACUUUUCAAAAACGGUGCUUUAAAUCUCUUGGCAAACUUAAAUAUAUAAACGAUAUUUGUAUAUAUUCUAAAUAAAAGAUAUACAUUGUACUUAAUGGCAGCGUGCUUAUUUUGCUCAAGAUAACAAUUUAUUAAGUCCUAAAUUAAGUCAUAAAAACAAGAAACUAUGCUUCUAACCACAGCACGAGAACUGUCGUUCAACCACACAAGUUUUCGAUGCAAUUUGCGAAUGUUUGUUUGAAUGAUGGUUUCGUGAAAAACCAUGCUAACGAUGCUUUUGGGAAAUGCACCCCAGAUCGGGGAAGUUAGGACAGUAGGUUUUUCUCUGAAAAGCAAUGCCACAGACGGUUCUUCUGCUUUGAAAUGUGUGUUCUGUGUCUGAAUGUGUGUUUUUUUUGUUUUGUUUUUUGGCCUGUAUGAUUCCGCCCACUGCCAAUUUUCCCAAUAGUAUUUCAACACUCCAGGUUGUCAUUUGGCAGAAAACACACAGCCAUGGAAGAUCGCAAAGAUCGCACCAGAAAGUUCAUACAAAGUAAAAAAAAAAAAAAAAACAGUGCCACAGAUGGUUAUUCUACAUUUUAAUGCAUGUUCCGUGUCGGAAUGUUUGUUUUUGUUUUGGUUCGUGUGAUUCCGCCCCUGGUUUGCCAUUUGGCAGAAAACACAGCAAUGGAAGCCAGCAAACCAAAUGAUUUCAUAAUACAGUGUUUUUAGUCAUUUUCACAGAUGUGUAUGAACUGGGAUUGUUUUGACAACAUUGUCAUCUGUACAUGAAACUCAAAAAUCCAAAGGAAAAUGUUCAAAAAACUGUCAAGUUUAAAUAAUUUACUGUAUACAUACAAAUGUGCAUAUAUUCUUUCUCUGUGUACUAUAGUAUUGACUUGUCCCAAUAAACUUCUCCCAAGAACUACAACUGACUGCCAGCUUUUGAUGAAAUCAACUGAAGAUAAAAUAACACAUCCUCAGCUGAGAUUUUUUGAGAGAUUUAAUGUUUUUUGCUGUUUUUUUUUUUGUUUGUUUGUUUUUGUUUUUUUAAAACAUGAUUCUAACUGUGCCAAAAAAAAAAAAAAAAAAGCUGAAAACACAACAGGUUUUCCAAUAUACAAAUAAAUAAACUGCUUUACCAUUUUCUUUCAAAUGCCCUGUAAUAUGUGUGUUGCCCACCAGGUGAGGGCGCUAACAGUUAAGACUCCACUGGAGAGCGAAGCCAAAUAAAGUUCAGUUAUUGAUAUGGAUAGCGUGCAGACUCGUUAAUAACUUGGUGUCAGAAGUGGGAUGCCAUGCCCUAUCAUGGGCUCCUUGCAGUUCCUUCUCCUGAAUGUAUUGCAUACUGGGCACUUGGAAAUCAGUCUUCAAGGAAUCAGGGAUAUCUGGAGGAGUAUCAUCUGAUCUGAGAUCUGCUGCUGUGAAGAUGGUGUUUGUUAAAGAGGAGAGUGAGGAGGACAUGAAUGAACCAGAAUCCUGGAGAAUAAAACACGAGGAACAAGGAGGAUUGGUGAAAGUGAAAGAGGAAAGAGAAGAUCUGAUGGAAGUGGAGGAGAAACAUCAGCAUCAGAAAGAUCAUGACGUCCCUGGAGAAGAAUCAGUGAGUUGCAGCAUUCAAAAAACAGAAGUCAAAAAGCCUUUCAGCUGCUCUCAGUGUGAAAAAACUUUCCAACAUAAAAGAAGCCUUAAGAAGCACAUGCUAAUUCAUAUCAGGAUAAAUGCUUUCAGCUGCUCUCAGUGUGGAAAGAGUUUUACACAUAAAUCAUACCUUAAUGAACAUUUAGUAACUCACAGUUCAGUAAAGCCUUUCAGCUGCUCUCAGUGUGGAAAAACUUUCGCACGCAAAUUUCACCUUAAGACUCACAUGUUAAUUCAUGCUAGAAUAAAGCCUUUCAGCUGCUUUCAGUGUGGAAAUAGUUUUGCACAAAAAGGAUGCCUUGAGAAUCACAUGUUAGUUCAUACUGGAAUAAAGCCUUUCGUCUGCUCUCAGUGUGGAAAGGGUUUCACACGCAAAAAAAGCCUUGAGAAUCACAUGUUAGUUCAUACUGGAAUAAAGCCUUUCAACUGUUCUCAGUGUGGAAAGAGUUUCACAGAAAAAGGAAGCCUUAAGACGCAUAUGUUAAUUCAUACCGGAAUAAAGGCUUUCAGCUGCUCUCAGUGUGGAAAGAGUUUUACAUUUAAAAAAAAUCUUAAAGAACAUUUAGUUACUCACAGUUCAGUAAAGCCUUUCAGCUGCUCUCAGUGUGGAAAGAGUUUCACAGAAAAAGGAAGCCUUAAUAAGCACAUGUUAAUUCACACUGGAAUAAAGCCCUUCAGCUGCUCUCAGUGUGGAAAGAGCUUCACACAAAAAGGAAGCCUUAAGGCUCACAUGUUAGUUCAUUCUGGAAUAAAGCCUUUCGUCUGCUCUCAGUGUGGAAAGAGUUUCACCUGUAAAAGGGGAAUUAAUAGACACAUGAGCAUUCACACUGGAGAGACGCCUUAUGUGUGUCAUAUGUGAGGAGGUUUGAGAGGAACGUUACUCUCAAACCUCAUCUGCACCGAACUCACUCUGUCGUAACGCCUUAUAACUGUGAUCACUGAAGUAAAAGUUUUGCUUUUCCAUCAUUACUGAAGAGGCACCAGAAAGUUCAUAUAAAGUAAAAGUCUCAUGUCUGUCCUGUUUGUUGAAGGAGAUUUCUAGGGUUGACUCUUUAAAAAGGCAUGAGCAUGAGAGUGUGAACUUUUAUUUAUUUUUUUUUUUUGCUAAUAUUUAGGAAACAUGUUAAGUUCAUAAAUGUAAAUGACCAGCAUCAAGCACCCAAAUCAAGACUACGUGAAAUGUUUCACACUGCAGGUCAUUAUGAAAUAUUAUUCUACGUUUGUGUGUAAACCUUCUUUUUUAUUGUUAUUAAGACAUAAAAAGAGUUGCUUGGUAUUGCAUAUAAUAAAAGUGGUGCAAGUGUGUACAAGAUUAAUUGAAAAGACGAAUAAAAAAAAAAAACUGACUCUACCAUUGUAAAAUUGUUGCAGUCCAUACAUUUUUUUGGUUACAAAUGACCCAAAAUAAAUUUGAGCAAGUACAUAAUUUAUCAUUUUCAUGGUGUUUGUAAUCCAGAAAGGUCUAAAUAACAAUCAUCAGUGACAAAUGAUUCACCUGUAGUCAGAAGUAAAAAAAGAAAUCUACAGGUAAAACUAAUACACACUAAAAAGUCACGCAAUGCUGAUGUUCUUAUUAACAAAUUGAGAACAAAGUUCAACAAUAAUAAUUUGCAUGAUUUGAAGUGAUAUGAGCUAAGCAAUUAUAAUUAAUAGAUAUAAUUAAUUAUAAAUAUUUGGAUCAGUUAAUAAAAUUAACUUAAUGUAAUAAAUUAAUAUUACAAUCAAUUAACCUGUUGUCCAAUGAACACACAGUGUUAAUUGUUUAUUAAUUCUAAGAAAUGUUCAUUUCCAGGUUAUGGGAAAUAACAAUCUUAUUGUACAGUACUACUCAGAGCAUGUAGUCAGGAUCUGCAUGAAUAGGGACUCCAGUAUAUGAGCAUGAAACACAGACAACUUUAUGUGUGACAUGAACAAGACUUUAUUAACUAGACUAGGCAAGGCAAGGCAAUUUUAUUUGUA